Molecule: messenger RNA, 1863 nt
Organism: Erythranthe guttata (spotted monkey flower)
Lineage: Eukaryota; Viridiplantae; Streptophyta; Magnoliopsida; Lamiales; Phrymaceae
Product: fatty acid hydroperoxide lyase, chloroplastic-like
Biological process (GO): sterol metabolic process
Molecular function (GO): iron ion binding; oxidoreductase activity, acting on paired donors, with incorporation or reduction of molecular oxygen; heme binding
Source: RefSeq, a predicted model, not a curated record
CCUAUUUCAGGAGUAGACCACUUAUAAAAGAGGUGCAUACAAUACAACACUGAACUCCAUAUAUAUAUAAACUCUACCACCAAAUUUGAUUAAUUCCGCCGAUUAGAUAUGAUGAUGAAAUCACUAGCUUCGGUGGCGCCGCUAACACCACCGCCACCGCCGUCUCAGGCGGCGGCGGCGGCGGCCCGGAGGGUGGAAAUUCCGGGGAGCCACGGGUGGCCGGUGAUCGGGCCGUUGUCCGACAGGCUGGAUUAUUUCUGGUUCGAGGGGCCGAAUAGAUUCUUCGAGAAGAGAAUAGAGAAGUACAAAAGUACGGUGUUCCGUACGAACGUGCCGCCGGCGUUCCCUUUCUUCACCGGAGUUAACCCGAAUGUGGUGGCGGUGCUGGACGUGGAGUCGUUCUCGCACUUAUUUGAUAUGGAUAUCGUCGAGAAGGCGAAUGUGUUGGUCGGAGAUUUCAUGCCGCAUGUCAGCUUCACCGCCGGUUUAAGGGUUUGCGCCUAUCUUGAUACCUCCGAGCCUAAACAUGCUCAGGCAAAAGACUUCUCACUUGACAUCUUAAAACGAAGCUCGAAAACUUGGAUACCAUCAAUGGUGACUUCCCUCGACGCCAUGUGGGAUUCCGUCGACGCCCAAAUCUCCACCACCGCAGCCGGUGGCAGUGGCGGCUCCGCCGCCAGCUACUUCAUCCCGCUCCAACAAUUCCUCUUCUCCUUCCUCAGCCGCACCCUCCUCGGAGCGGACACCUCCGCCGCCUCGUCGGAGAUCCAAAACUCCGGCCACAUAAUGAUCGACAAGUGGCUCGCCUUUCAACUCCUCCCGACAAUCAGCAUCAACCUCAUCCAACCGCUCGAAGAGAUCUUCCUCCACUCCUUCGCCUUCCCAUUCUGGCCGAUCAAAUCCGACUACCAAAAGCUCGUAAAUUUCGUCGAAAAAGAAGCGAAGGAAACCCUAGAUAUCGCACAACGAGAUUUCGGUCUCACGAAAGAAGAAGCCGUACACAACCUCCUCUUCAUACUCGGAUUCAACGCCUUCGGCGGCUUCUCUAUCUUACUCCCGAAUCUCCUCACAAACCUCGGAAACGAUAAAGAAGUUCAAGAACAACUCAGAAAAGAAGUGAGAGAGAAACUCACUGCAGCCGACGGUUUGAGCUUCGACUCGGUGAAACAAAUGGACCUGGUCAACUCAUUCGUCUACGAAACCCUAAGAAUGAAGCCACCUGUCCCGUCCCAGUUCGGUAGGGCCCGCAAGGACUUUGACCUAAGCUCGCACGACGCGGUUUACAAGGUCAAGAAAGGGGAGCUACUAUGCGGUUAUCAGCCGAUAGUGAUGAGGGAUUCUAGAAUCUUCGAGAAGGCCGAUGAGUUUGUGUUCGAUAGGUUUAGUAAGGAGAGAGGCGGAGGUGAUGAGUUGCUGAAGUAUCUGUUCUGGUCGAAUGGGCCGCAGAGAGGGGGCGAUGGCCCCUCGGCGGGGAACAAACAGUGCUCGGGUAGAGAUAUGGUGCCGCUUACUGCUGCCGUGUUUUUGGCGUACUUGUUUCGGAGGUACGAUGAAAUCGAGGUUUCGUCGGGAUCCAUUACCGCUCUUAAGAAGGCCGAGUGACGCAUGCAUGCAUGGGAUUGGAUUGUGUAUGGUUGAUAAUUAGGGUUUGGAAUAAAGGAAGACAUAUUUGCUCUGAUAAAUUAAUUAAUUAAAAAAAAAACUUUCAAACUACGAAAUUGCAUAAACGUGUACGGUAAUUACGCCUCCGUAAACACGAAUUCUCGGAGUUUAUAGUAAGAACCUAUGUCUUAAUUAUAUUGAAUUAUGAAGAAACUCCUCGUGUUUUAAAUAUUAACGUACAGACAUAUGUUUUAUGAUGCA